AUGGCUAAACGGUCGGCCGAUAUUGCUGGCGAUAACGAAAUAGCCAAGGAACCUCUAGCUUCCAAGCGCCCAAGAAUCGACGAUGCCGAACAAGUACAGUCCAAGUCAUUCAGCGAACCUCGUUGGGAAGACGACGAGCGCAACGGUGCAGAUAUACUAGCAGCAGCCGAUCAGGAGGCAGAGAAGAUUGAGGAAGCUACCGGUCAUGCUUCGGAUUGGGACGGUGAAGAUGUGAUUGCGCAGGCGCCCGUUCCCCAGAGCGCUCCUCUCCAAGGCUACGGAGACCUCUACUUGGAUACGAUACAGCGCUUAAAUUUGGACUUUGACUUUGAGAAAUUAUGUUCUGUGACGCUUUCUAAUAUCAAUGUCUAUGCCUGCCUCGUGUGUGGGAAAUAUUUUCAAGGUCGCGGGCCCAAAUCGCAUGCCUACUUUCACUCGCUAGAAGUCGGGCAUCAUGUCUUUGUCAACAUGGAAACGAAAAAGGUAUAUGUUCUGCCCGAAGGAUACGAGGUUAAAAACAAUAGUUUGGGUGAUAUCAAAUACGUGAUAGAUCCGUUGUAUACAAAGGAAGAAGUGGCUAAGCUAGAUACAGUCGUGACAGAGGCCUGGGACUUGAUUGGGAAGAAAUAUAGACCAGGAUAUGUUGGAAUGAACAAUAUAAAGUCAAACGAUUAUCUCAAUGUUAUCGUUCAACUGCUUGCCCAUGUCAGGCCAAUUCGAAACUUCUUUCUCCUCCACCAAUUCCAGACUCCCGGAACUCCCCAGCUCCCUUUGCGCUUUGGAAUGCUUGUGCGCAAGUUGUGGAACCCAAGAGCUUUUAAAUGUCACGUUUCGCCUCAUGAGCUGUUACAAGAGAUAGCCCUUCGGUCUUCCAAGCGCUUUACACUGACCCAUCAAUCCGACCCCGUCGAGUUCCUUUCCUGGUUUCUGAAUAACCUGCAUCUAAGUCUCGGUGGCUCCAAGAAACCCUCGUCUACACCAUCUAGCGUAAUUCAUUCAACAUUUCAAGGGCACCUUCGCAUCGAAAGCCAGGCCAUCACUGCAAGGUCCGAUAGUGACAAUGCUCGUCUUGUUUUUUCGGAAUCAAGCACGACCAGUUCCCAGAAAACUCCAUUUCUAAUCCUUACAUUGGACCUUCCACCUACUCCCCUUUUCCAGUCCGCUGAUAAAGAGUCCAUCAUUCCACAAGUCCCUCUCAUCAACCUCCUGAGCAAAUACAACGGUGUAACAGCGACCGAAAAGCUGGCCCACCGCGUUCGGCAUCGCCUUCUCCACCCUCUCCCCCAAUACCUCCUGUUUCAUAUCAAGCGAUUUAGCAAAAACAAAUUUGUUUCCGAAAGGAAUCCUACUAUUGUCACAUUUCCUUCUCCCAGGGGCCUAGACAUGUCCCCUUAUGUCGAGCCGAAUCCUUCAAUCUGGCCCCCGGGAGAACCGAUACUUUACGACCUUGUCGCAAAUGUAAUCCUUGAUGCUACAGUCACCGCUCCUGGGGACCCGGAGAGCCGAGCGCCGGAAAAUGGCCGUGGCGGCCUCGCCGAAGCUGCUGCGUCUGGCGCCGGUGGUGCUGCUCCAACAACUUCAACAACUUCCGGCGCAUCAGCAGGAAGCCACAAGGUUAAUUGGCUUAUCCAAUUACACGAUAAAGCAAUGGGGGUGCAAAUUACAAAGGAACUGACCCAGAAAGGGCCGGAGUGGUUGGAGGUCCAAGACUUGUGGGUUCAGCGGACAGAGAGUGAGACAUUGUUUACUAGAGAAGGAUAUUUAAUGGUCUGGGAAAGAAAAACUAAGAAGAAAAAAAAUUCAUAA
This is a messenger RNA of Ophidiomyces ophidiicola, 1806 nucleotides long. It is a transcript of the gene ubp10, whose product is annotated as Ubiquitin carboxyl-terminal hydrolase 10. Gene Ontology annotation, molecular function: zinc ion binding; cysteine-type deubiquitinase activity. The coding region runs from base 1 to 1806 and encodes 601 amino acids. Gene Ontology annotation, biological process: protein deubiquitination; spliceosomal complex assembly; mRNA processing. Lineage: Eukaryota; Fungi; Ascomycota; Eurotiomycetes; Onygenales; Onygenaceae. The record is from RefSeq and is a predicted model, not a curated record. The transcript has 2 exons.